AUGAAAGAUUUAUUCUCAGUAGAAAGUGUUACCUCGACGAGUAUAGCGUCGACUCCAAGCGUAAAGCCACAGCGUUCAUCGCUGAUGAGCGUUUUGUCUCUGGUAGUAGGAAACCGUUCCUCUACAAGCAUAGAAUUCACGCAGGUUAUCAUGCCACAACCAUCGUCAUUGUAUCGUGGAAUCGUAUCAACUUCGAUUCCUGGAGGUAUAGGAUUUCCAAUACCUAAAGGAAACGACGCCUCUGCAAGUGUUCCGGGGAAAAAAAAGACUCAGGGACGGAAAGGCAAAGCUUUGACACUGUUGACUAUAGUGGGAAUAAUAGGAUCGAUAGUUUUGAUCGUCAUCUUUACACCGACUGCAAUAGUUUGCUGGAUAAAAUGCAGAAUUUCUGAGAAGACAAAGCCAGAACAGACAGGUAAGAUUAUACUAAAAUAAAUGAAAAUAGGAAAAGCGUUAGUGAAGGGUUCUAAAUAAUCUAAGCGACAAGGAGCCUCGGCCUAAUAGCCCUCUUGAGUGACUUGAGUGGGAUCCAUAAUUUGCUAAUUCGAAAUAUAUAUAUUUUCGUAACAUUUUCCUUCGCAACACGACAGAUAUCAUGAUAAAAGCGCGAGUCUUCAAUAGUUAACCCACCCUGUCUUCUCUGGAAUGGAAAGUUCAAGCACAGGGGACUGAAUCUUUUAUACGUAGUCGACUUUUUGAAGAUAGAACAGAUCAUAGACAUCAUAUCAAGCCAAAACGAAUGAGCAAAAAGAGAUUUUAUCGCUCAUGGCUUGCUCACUUUUUGGCCGUUUCCACUCAGUGACCUGGCACAAGGAACGCAGAUCGUUUUCAAAAUGAUCUUUAAUUUGUUGUUGCAGAUCCUGCUGGAAUACUAUUGGACCCCUUACGAGACACUGAGAAUUCACCGAGCCGCUCUUUGCCAGGUAAGAUUAUGAUGCUGAUAAUUUUCCAUUCGUUUACCAGGAAAAGGGCCGAUUCCGUAGACCUGAUCAGAGUUCUAAUCCCCAAAUUACUUUACAGCUACUCAGCUCGUUGGCAAACCUUGAAUUUUGUGUACGUUUUCUUCACUGUUUUGAGGAUGACUAAUUUUUUUUCUCUUUCGAACCUCUCCGUGUUCUUACAACUUCCCAAACAGUUUUUUAGAACUCUUUACCUCUCCAAAAGGGUUACACAUUUGUCAGCAGGAAUAUUGCUUUUUUUGUGUAAUUAUUAUUACUGGUAGAGAUGUUGAUAGCCAGGCCUCGUUAAAAAUGUCAGAAGUCGGUCAAGGCUUGUGAUUUUGAAGUGACUCUUCAGUUGAAAAAAGAAAGGUUCAGCCACCGGGCCAGACGUAUAGACCUAAAUGUUGUGUGUGAAAAAAUGCCCCCCUUUUUAUCUCUUUUUCAUACUUUUUGGUACCUGUUGAACACUCCCGUUCCCCCUUCGCUCAGACAAAAUGACCCCUGAGAAGGUACCUGUAUGAGUCACUCUAACUCUGAAGACAAUCUCAUUUGGGUUUUUUUUUUCACCAUUUGAUUUUCAGAAAUCGUUGGCUCUUUUCAAAACAACACUGACUCUGCUGAAAGUUUAAUGGCUUCUCAAGGAAGUGAGUCCUUAGAUGGUGAGUGGUUCAAAAUUUUCACGUGCCUAUUUACUAGGUUUAUUUCAGUGAUUUUCUUUAGCACUCAGAUAAAUGGAAGCCAAAACCGCACUAUUGUUUCCCUGUGAAAUUGCCUUCUUGAAUUCUUUUAGUCUCCGUUUGAGCAAAAUGGUAAUAGCUAAACACCCGUGAAAUAGUUCUCUGAACAAAGCCCUUCACUUGGCGAAGUUCCUCAUGAGCGCUGUUGCCUCUUCUCUGAUAUCCAAUGCAAUCAAAAAGUUUUAUUUUUUUAUAGUUUUUAACAAGACUUGCAAAACAAAAUGCCUGAUUUUAACCGUUAAGUUUGAUGAGGGCCAAACUGAAUGAAUCACAUACACUCUCUCCCCUAUCAUCAUACCUUUCCAUUUAUGCAAUAAUCCCCGGCAACUGGAAAAGCCAAAUUGUCAGUGAAUUCACCAUAAUUAAAUUCAUUCAAUUACAGUUCGCCGUGAUGGUCAAGGAGACGACAAAGAUUUUGUUCUUACGAAUGACAUCCCCGAAGGUAUGGAAAUGAGUGACAAGUAAUGAAUCCCCGUCCUUUGAGUGUAAGAUCAAUGUUAUUAGCAACUUAAGAAGCCUUCAUCACUCCCAGUUCCCGCCUGCAGUAUCCACUCGUCUUCUAGGCGUUAGCGGGCAGCUUCCACCGGGGUGUCCUCAAAUGAGCAUUAUUGUGAUGAUGAUGAUGAUGAUUAUAAUGGUCACUUUUUUUUCCUUUUGACUUUGUUAAUUUGAUUGUUCUUUCGUUAUAUUAGACUUCAAGCUCGCCGACUUUCCAUAUGAUGUCGAGGAUUCUAUUCUGCGACUAGAUUCUGAUUCCUCGCCAGUUCAAAAGAACUGGAAACAUGUCGCUUACGGGUAUGGAAUUAUCAAUCAAGACAUUCAGGUGUUGGAGAUAGAGAGCAGGAAGCCAGGAGUAAGCGCAAUAAGGCUUUUGAUGGGAAAGUUGUGCAGUUCCAAAUGUGCGACUCUAAAAGAGUUCGUAGACGUCCUCCAGGAGCUGGAACGCAAUGAUGUUGCCAACGACAUUAUCAGCUGGUUUAGGAAAAACAGGACAGAUGUCCAGAGGAGGGUAAGAAUUGACAAUACCCAGAAGACUGUUGGGUGUUUCUUUAAUAUCAGUGACAGUUGAGAGUUAUUGAGUCGGUCAUGUAAAUAACGUAACUGAUUUUGUGUAUUUAGUAAAAUCAAAGUGAUCUGGACAAAAUUUUUGGAAAGUAGGGAUACACGUUGUUUGAGAGAUUUUGUUUUAAGAUUAGACUACAGGAUCUUUUUAAACAGGUGUUUUGAAGAUUUAGGCAAUUUUUGUAUUGAAAUUUAUAUUAGGUAGUUCGGUGAAAAUUUUACAUAAUUUUUCUAGGUUUUUGUAACCUUUUUAACCUUUGCUCUUAGUUUUAAAGUUGUAUAUAAUUUUAGGUAACGCUCUUAAGUGCAAUUGAGGACGAAGUUUUUUUUAAUGUUGUGCAUGGUCAGAGUUUCUUUAUUGCAGGAAAAUGUGCCGUUAUCCUUUAUAUCUGAAUGUUUCACAUUUCAAACAGGCCAGUGGUAUAGAACACGGAAGGUUGUCGGAAGUUAUCUUUCCUUAUAGUAUUCCUUAAUUUCGGUUUUCAAUUUACUAUGAGAGGCUGAGAAAAUACUGCGGCCUAAUUCACUUGGCAUUGCUUGAUCUCACAUUGAGAAGAAAGUAAGCACUGCGUGCUGAAUCUAUUUUAACAGGGAUAUUUUCGAUAUUAUGCAUGCUCUGAAGUCAUCCUGUAUGAUGUGACCAGCCGAAGUUUUAAACUUGGCUUAGUCAGAUUAAUUACUUUUCCAUCGAGUGUCGAAGUAACUUGAUUUGUUGAUAUUUCAUUGUGCCGUCGAGAAAUUCGCACCACAACAUAGCCAGAUGCAAAACUGAAACCAAUCGCGAAUUAGUAAAAGGAAUUUUUCCAAGAGCACAAAGCAGCUCUCAUGCGUUAAUUUACAGACUUUAAGCUCUCUCACAGGUUUCUCAGUUAUAACGUUUAAAUUAAAGUUGUUUGAUUGGCCACUGUGAGUACUUUGCUUUUGAAUUCACGACCCGCAAUUAAAGAGUUCCUUCCCAAUGAUAAAUUCUGAGGUAGUAAUGAGUCUUGUAUCAUUGUAGUUUAUCUUUUUUAGUUAAGUAUUGGGGCAUAGCUCGAUGA
Pocillopora meandrina is the source of this 3780-nucleotide messenger RNA. NCBI's taxonomy places the organism in Eukaryota, Metazoa, Cnidaria, Anthozoa, Scleractinia, Pocilloporidae. The record is from the annotation of a GenBank genome assembly.